AUGGUUGCAAGAACGGGUAUUGUGGAUCUGGGGUCUCAGGGAGGCAAAUACACUUGGUUCCAAAAAUCCACCUCUGUAGGGGGAGGAUGCAGUCUAAAAAGGGCGAGACUUGAUAGAGCGUUAGCUUCGAUUGAUUGGCGAAUGAUUCAUCCUAGUGCUAUUACCAAUGUCCUUAGUGCAGCUACUUCGGAUCAUAGACCGAUCCUUUUGGACACGGAAGGUGGUGCAAACUGUGGGAAGUCAAUGUUCAAAUAUGAGCUAAUGUGGGGAAGGGAUCCAAAAUGCCAUUGGGUAGUUAAAAAUGCUUGGAAGGAUAAACUACACCAAAACCCGAUGAUCAAUAUCUACAGAAAGCUUAAAAGGACAAAAGAACAUCUCUCAAAGUGGAAUCGAGCCCACUUCAGAUUAAUUGGGAACCAAGUGAGUGAUGCUAGAUCAACUCUACAACAACUUGAAAGCAGAGACUUUGUGAAUGGAGAUGAAUUAGCCAAAGCCAGAGACAACUUGAAUGAGGCUCUUGCAAGGGAGGAGAUUUUUUGGAGGCAAAAGUCAAGAGUGAAAUGGCUGCAGCAGGGUGAUAGAUGUACUAAGUUCUUCAUGGCUACUACAGUUAUCCGACGACGAAGGAACUACAUUCAACAAGUGCGAAAGGAAGAUGGAAGCUGGGAAAGAAAUCCAAAUUGUAUUACAAAGAUGUUUAUUGAACGUUUCAACAACACUUUCAUUGACAAAAAAACAACUCCUCUGCCUGUGCUAAGUUGGCUUGAGGAAUGGAAUAUCUCGUCCCAUGAGAAUGAACUCCUAAAAGCUAUCCCAUCGGAGAAGGAAAUUGAAAUGUGUAUUCGAUCUAUGGGACAAGACAGAGCUCCUGGACCCGAUGGAAUGUCAACGGGCUUCUAUAUACAACAUUGGCCCACUGUCCAAAGGGAUGUUUUUGAUAUGGCCAUCCAUUUCUUUCGAAAUUUUGAGCUACCGCACUGUAUAAAUAACACCAACAUUGUGUUAAUUCCAAAGAAAGAUUGUCCGAGUGGAGUUAAUGAUUAUAGGCCGAUUGCUCUGUGUAAUGUUGCCUAUAAAUGCAUCUCAAGAAUCCUAGCACUCCGGCUAAGAAGUCUUCUCCCAGCCAUUAUCUCCCCAGCCCAAACAACAUUUGUUAAAGGUCGGCUAAUAGCUGAGAACACGGCUGUUGCGAAGGAAAUAGUUCACUCGAUGAGGAAAAAACGAGGGAAGAAAGGUUUCAUGAUGAUUAAACUUGAUAUGGAGAAGGCAUAUGAUAAGAUGAGCUGGAAUUUCAUCUUGGAAGUGCUGGAAAUAAUGAAAUUCGACAUAACCUUCAUCAGGUGGGUAAAACUGUGCAUUGAGGUUCAACGAAUGGGGCUUCUGCUUAAUGGCACUGUUCAGGGAGUCAUCUCGCCAUCCUGCGGUCUGCGACAAGGCGACCCGUUAUCUCCUGCUCUCUUCAUCAUAGAAGCGGAUGUUCUGUCUAGGUUAAUGGCAAAGAAUGAGGCGGGUAAGAUUGCGGGCUUCAAAUUCACAAGGGGGGGGGGGGCAGCUAUUACCCACCUUAUGUUCGCGGAUGACAUUAUUUUGUUUGGAAAAGCAUCAGUAAAAGAAGCUAACAAUUUCCUUAAGUGCUUCGAUGAGUAUUGUGCUUGGUCGGGGCAAGCGGUAAACUAUCAUAAGUCGACUGUUUAUUUUACUCAGGGAGUUCCCGGUAACAAGGCGCAAGAGAUUAUGAACAUCCUGGGAAUGAAACGGAUGCAAAAUGACUCUAUAUACCUUGGGCUACCGCUCUUUAGAUCCUUCAAAAGAUCUAAAGAUCUCAACUUCCUGGUGGAUAAAGUAAUGCAGCGAGUAAAGAGUUGGAAAACAAGACUUCUUUCCAAGGCGGGUCGAGCUUGUCUCAUUCAGUCGGUAGCUUCUUCCCUUGCUACCUAUGUUGCAGCCUCGGACGUAAUUCCAAAAACAAUCGCUAGAAAAGUGGAUAAGGAGUUGAGAGAUUUCUGGUGGGGGGAUACAAAGGCAAAAAAAACUUUCCAUACUGUUGAUUGGAGUUCCCUUUGUCAAUCAAAAAUGCGAGGGGGCCUCGGAUUCAGAAAAAUUGACACUAUCAACUCAGCCUUUAUUCUUAAAUGGGGUUGGAAAGCCCUAACAGAUAAAGAGAGCGUCUGGGGAACAAUUAUCCAAAAUAAAUAUCUAAACCACAGAAACUUCUUCGAUGUGGAGAUCAAUAGCAGAGACUCAAGCUUUUGGAAAUCGAUCCUAAAGUCUAGGUCUCUUCUACUCAACCAUGUUUGCAGAAAGAUUGGCAAUGGGAAAGAGACAUCUAUUUGGUUUGACCCGUGGGUGCCUUUCGCUAAUAGAAGUCCCACACCACUUUUGGAUGCAACACAUGGAGUGGCAUGGGUAAACCAAUUUAUAACUGAAGACGGUUGUUGGGAUGAAGAGAUGAUCAAAAGCUGGUUCAACCGAGCUGAUGCGAAAGCCAUCCUUAACAUUCAACUCCCGCGGGAUGAUGUGAAGGAUGAUUGGCUUUGGAUGGGGGAACCAAGUGGCUUGUUCUCAAUUAAAUUGGCUUGUCGAUUUGUGAAGGGAGAAAACUCAGCUACCUCUGUCGACCCAAAAUGGAAAAUGAUCUGGAACUCCAAGGUUCAUCCGAGAUUGAAGCUCAUUUGGUGGCAAAUGGAGAGGAACGCAUUCCCAACUAGAGGGAAACUUGCUUGUGUCAUGGAAUUAAAUUCUAUAUGCUACCCUGUUUGUGGAGAGGAGACCGAGACCUUCUUCCACCUGAUGUGGAAAUGUACUUAUGCUAAAGCCCUAUGGUUUAACUCCUCACUGGGAUUACGAGUGGAACUGGUGGAUGUUCAUGACUGGGAGCAGUGGAAGAAUUGGUUCUUAGAGGAUACCAAUAGACCACCAAACAUCACCUUCUUAGAGAUUAUGGUUAUUGCACUUUGUGUAAUGGAAGCUAUGUGGAAAGAAAGAAACUCUGUUGUCCAUGGCCAAUCAAAGAACUUGAUAUGGCAGGUGUUAUCCAACAUAAAUAGAAAAAUUAGGGAACAACUUCAUGUAGUCUCCAAUGCAGUGGAGGAUUUCUGUGCUUGGAGUCCGCCUCCGGCGUCGUGGCUUUGCUGCAAUUGUGACGUUUCCUGUGAUGAUGAAGGAAUGGUAUUAGCAACAGUGGUUCGUGAUGACCAAGGAAGGAUCGUUACAAUCAAAACUGAGAGAAACCAUCUAACAGACCCUUUAAUUGGAGAAGUUGUUGCCGUUUGCAUGACUGCUGAAUUGAUGAUAGACAAGAAGGUUGUGCACGUCGUAUUCCAGAGUGACAACAUUGAAACAGUCAAGGCAUUCUCCAAUGCGACUGAUAGGGAUUGCAAUUUCAAAUUGGUGAACCUUAGAAGCCGCUUUCAACAGCUCUGCAAGGGAUUCCAGAAUUGGGAAGUAGGACAUGUGCCGAGAAGAUGCAACUUUAUGGCUCACAACAUUGCCAAAUGGGCGCGGGAGAAUAGUGUUACUGGGAUCAUUCUCUGCAGUGACCUGACUGCCGAGGUGCUGAGUGAUUAUGUCGAAUGGAACAAGCACGCAGGCUAA
Cannabis sativa is the source of this 3594-nucleotide messenger RNA. RefSeq lists its product as uncharacterized. The transcript has a single exon. The record is from RefSeq and is a predicted model, not a curated record. Lineage: Eukaryota; Viridiplantae; Streptophyta; Magnoliopsida; Rosales; Cannabaceae. The coding region runs from base 1 to 3594 and encodes 1197 amino acids. Gene Ontology annotation, molecular function: RNA-DNA hybrid ribonuclease activity; nucleic acid binding.